Molecule: messenger RNA, 1104 nt
Organism: Seminavis robusta
Lineage: Eukaryota; Bacillariophyta; Bacillariophyceae; Naviculales; Naviculaceae
Source: the annotation of a GenBank genome assembly
AUGAAUACCAAACUACUUCUGGAACAGGAGAAUGGCGAUCCAAUGGCAGCCUACGUGAGUCAGGCAUGGUCGUUGGAAGGACAGUUGCCGUUACUGAUUGCCAUUGCAGCCUUGUUGGGAUUGGGCAAGGGUGGAGUACCAGGGUUUGCCACGGUCGCAACGGCCGCUACCGUCGCCACAUCCCCCACGAGUAUUCCUGGAGGAUUGGGCUUGGCCGUAGCGCUGCAAGUGCCUAUAUUGACCAUGAUUGACGUGUCGGCGUCGUGGUUGCAUUAUAAGGAUUUGGAUUUUGACACCAUCAAGUUAUUGUUGCCCAUGAGCUUUGUCGGAAUGGGACUGGGUGUCUGGCUGGAUAAGCAAUUGACCGAUGCCAAUGCCAGACUACUGGUGGGUCUCUUGCUGUUGAUGAUUCUGGCAGUGCAAAUGGGGAAAGAUACCAUCAUGGGGCUCUUUGACGACGACAAGGACCAAGGAAAACAGCAGCAGCCAAAACAUGCAAAAGAAGACUCUUCCGAGCGAAUACAAGAUGACAAUGAACAAGACAUGAUUGAGACAGGAAAAGCGUCACUCUCUCAAAAAUCUCUCAGCGACAAUAAGAGUCCUUUGCGGAGACGACCUCAUUCCCAUGAUUCCCAUGACGUGCCAUCUGUCGGUUUGCACAGUACCACUUCCGACCACCACAAAAAACCAACUGCAGUGCCAACACAUACAGUAGUAGUAGAUCCCACCACCAAACUCAUUUGGGCCUGUGUCGUGGGAAUUGUCGGAGGCGCCGCCACCAUGCUCACCAACGCCAUGGGACCCAUUUUGAAUGUCUACCUACUCAGUGUCGUGCGAUUGCCCCCCACGGCGUAUAUUGGCACGCGGGCCAUGUUCUUUUGCUUUCUCAACUGUGGCAAGCUACCCAUGCGAUUCUUGAGUGGAACAUUGGGAUGGUCCAUGAUGCCACUGGCGGGGUUUCUCGGCGUCAUUAGUGUGUUGGGUGUCAUGGGAGCCAAACCCAUCAUGCUCAGCAUGUCCGAAACCAACUUUGUGCGAUUGGAAUUGGCCGUCGUGGCAUUUUCGGGAGUGCGACUCUGUUGGAUGGGAUUGUAUGGAGGGUAA